CGCUUUGGAAAAACGAAAGCUGUUCUGCGACUGGUUGCUAGGGGUAACAAAGGGGCGGGUUAAAGAAAUCAAAAAAAAAAAUCUGUUGCUCAUAGCAACCAAUCACAUGACAACUCUCAUUUUCUUAGCUCUUCGAAAAAACGAAAGCUGCGCUGUGAUUGGUUGCUGUGGAUAACCCUAGAGUCAGCACGUGACUUUUCUCAGGAUGGCUGACGCACCGUCUGGGCCUAGCGUGCUCUCACACUACCCCGGGGCUGGCCUCGCCCUGCCGCCGGGAGACGAGCAAGAGGACGGCGAGGAGGAGGACGAAGGUCGGUACGAGCCCCACCGCGGGCCCCACCACCAUCACCGCCAUCACCAGCAGCUCAACGGCCUCAUCAGCCCCGACCUGCGGCACAUCAAGGCCCUGAAGAGCAAGCUGCCUCCCCCGCCGCUCAACGAUGAACGGACUGGCGCCCCCAACGGGCUGGACCGGCUGCAGGAGGAGGACGGGGCCGCGCUGGCCUCCCGCAUGGCCGCCUGCUCCCUGCUGCACCACCCCGGGGAGGACGGCUCCAUCCGAUACGUGCGAUACGAGUCCGAGCUGCAAAUGCCCGAUAUCAUGAGACUGAUCACCAAGGACCUGUCCGAGCCCUACUCCAUAUACACCUACCGAUACUUCAUCCACAACUGGCCGCAGCUCUGCUUCCUGGCCAUGGUAGAAGAGGAAUGUGUAGGUGCCAUUGUCUGCAAGUUGGAUAUGCACAAAAAGAUGUUCCGAAGAGGUUAUAUAGCCAUGUUGGCUGUGGACUCAAAGUAUAGAAGAAAGGGCAUUGGUACAAUUUUGGUUAAGAAAGCUAUUUAUGCCAUGGUUGAAGGGGAUUGUGAUGAGGUUGUCCUGGAAACAGAAAUUACAAACAAAUCUGCUUUGAAACUUUAUGAAAAUCUUGGUUUUGUGCGGGAUAAACGCCUGUUCAGAUACUAUUUAAACGGAGUUGAUGCACUGCGUCUUAAACUAUGGCUGCGUUAAGGCAAAACGGUCGCCUCGAGGAACAAAUCCCCAUUCGAUGCUUGUUCAGGACCUCACUACCAUGCAGCGCUCUCUCGUCAGUAUCCCAUUGCGUGUCGCACUAUUUGUUGCACUAAGGCAUGGCGCGUACGUCCUGAUAUCAACCGGAUUCUUUCUUUCGACAUCAGGAAGACUUUCAUUUGGUACCAGCAAGAUGUGCCAGUUGUUAGCCAAGACAUUUUCAUUCAUUUGCAAAAUCUACUGACUGUGUUAUAUUAAAAGAUUUAAAGAAAAAAUUGAAAAAAAAAGCGAAGAAAAAAAAUAAACAAAAAAUGAACAUUUUAUCACAAAACCUAUGUGAGAACUAUAAUCUGAGGUUCUCGGGGGGGGGGGGGGGGGGAGGAAUUACAGCAGCCAAUGUAUACUGUCAGAUUCUAUUAUUGUGCUAACAUUGCUACAAUCUUGCCAUAGUUUUCUGAGGAAGGCAAAAAAAAAAAAUUUAUUUUUAAUUUGAUUUCUCAGUAUUGACUCUCUUCCAUUCUUGGUAUCUCGGUGGUAAAUUCAAGAAAAUAAAUGAGCAAAUCCCAAUGUUAUUGCAGGAUGGGGUGUGAUACAAAAGAAAUUGCGUCUGCCAGUGCCUGUACCAUAAAGGAUACCCCCUACCCCCCCGCCCCCCUUUCCAAGUUAAAAUGCAUGUUUCAUCCUUUAACCACCUUUUUCCCCUGAACUUUUUGGAAAGAAAAUCAGUCUUUGGUUUUAUUUAAAGGUCUGAAAGUAAAUUAUUUCCAAUUUAUUUUUUAUUUCUAUAUAUACUUUUAUUUUAUUUUUUAUUUUUUUUGGUCAAUGGUGACUGCCUCACUUUUUUGCAUUCAAAAAGUGUAAGCUAGGGAACGAAACUAAUCAUUUAGCUGCUAAGAAGAAAACAAAACUAUUAAAAUCUAUGCUGGUUCUGGAUGCACUUUUCUGUAGGCGCUUGGGGUUUUAAAGAAAUUAUUGUAAAUUGGUAUGAUUUUAUUUAAAACAGAUGUAGUUCUAAAGAACCGCUCUGCUAUAUUAUUUUUCUUCUUUUCCUUUCAUUUUUAAUAAAUCUCUCGUCCUGAAUUGACUUUGGCGUUUUCAGCUUUUGCUUCACUUUCUUCUAAAUUUUAUUUAAAUCCUUUGCAUUACUUGAUUUAGGAAAGAACUCAAAAUACAGUAUAUUAUAAUGCAGCUAAAUUAUUGACAUUUUUUUUUUUCCCCUUGGAGGAAAACUUCACCGAUGCAGGGUUAAUAGUCCUAUUUUGCAUGAAAACUUUUUUUUUUAUAUAUAUAUAUUUUAAAGUUUGUCUGUUAUGGCGUUUAGUCAGUUUUGUCAUAAUUUUUUCUUCAUCUAAAUUCCUCAUGCAAAAUAAUAAUUUUUUUUGUGUUAAUCCCUCCAAGCUUUUUAGAUCUUGAAAUGUUACAUUGGAAUUUCUGCUGUAUUAAAAUUUCUAUCAUUUUUGCAUUUUUAUUUUUUUAAUUUUUUUUUUGUUCUAUAAGAAAUGUAGAUACCGUAUUUCCAAAUACAGCUUUUUUUUUUUUUUUUUUUUUUUGUGUGCAGCUGCACUUACUGGCAAGGAUGAUAUUUAGUUAAAAAAAUAAAUCAGAAAUCACCAGUGAAUAUAAGUUUUUGUCUAUCAGGAGGGGUCGUCUGACAGUGAAACCUAUUUUUGCCCAUCUAAUAAACAACCAUUUAUUAAUAAAUAGUUAUUUUACUACCUUUCUGUGGUCUUUCAUGCUUAUUCAUGAUGUACAUUAUGUAAUAGACUUCUCGUUCCUAUGUACAGAACACUCUCUAGUCGGGAAUUCGGCUAGCUACUUUAUCUCCCCCAUAUAUUACACUUUCCUGACAAUAACUUGUGUGGGGGAAAUAGAUUUGGCUGAAUUCCAAGCUAGAGUGUCCUAUACAGAGACAAAAGAGCUGACCGUUUCUAUUCAAAGUAAAAGGAAAGCAUGAAAGACCUUAGAAAGUAGUAAAGUAACCUUUUUUUUUUCCAGUAUAUGUUAAUUUAUUAUUGAACGACCUGUUAGCAGGUUCGGGUAUUCUAACCUGCUAAUAAAGGGACUGUUACCUUUUUAGUAUUUUAAUACCUUUUUAACAUGGCACUUCGUUUAUCUGUAAUAUCAGUUUUGUUAAUGUUUAAAUUAGGCAUUUUGGGGCCCUGAGGUUCUUUCUUCACCCUUCUGUGCUUCAUCUGCUUACACUUAUUGCUGCAGACAUAAGCACUGAUUCUGGACCAUUUUGAGAGGUGCAGAUCCAUUGAGGAAAUUCAGUGUAAACGGACCUGAAUACAGAGCUGCCUUUUUGCAGUGUCGUGGUGGCUGUUUCAGUGCACUGAAGGGUAAAGUUACACCCCCAAGGAACUAAACAGCCUAAUUUGCAUAUAUAAAAUAAAAUUACAGGUAAGCAGUGCAUCAGAGUGCAAUGUUAAAGGUAUUCUGAUGCUUAGGGUAACAGCACCUAUUAUCUCUCAGUAGGUUAGUAUGUCCUUACCUGCUGACAGAUUCCCUUUUUAAAAUUCCAAUCUGUUUUGGUGUCAGUCAUAUUAUGGCUGCAAAAUUCACCUCCCUGUAUUCUACUGAACAAAACUUUAAAUCCCUAUUGGGUUCUUUAGUAAUCUAAUUUAGGAGAUCACAGUCCUGGUGCUGUAUUACUACUGUCUAAAACUUGUGCAAUGGAGCUGUGAGCAAAGGGCUAUACAUAGGUACCCCCAUAGCGCUGUAAUAUGGGACAACAGGCUGGAAGUGUUUUUACCAUGCAGUGCAGGAUUACUGGUUCAUUCCCCCUUAGCAGUGCAUUUAUGGAGUAAUAGAAAAGUUAUGCGGUAGUAUUCCACAGAAAUGUAAAAUCUGAUGUAUACAGGACUAUAUGAUGACUUUGUAUCUCAUAUUAUGACUCAAAGGCAGUACCGACCUGUAAUAUGGCCUGGGGUACUUUUAUCCUGGGUUCAUAGUAUUUGUGCUAGGAAAGAAAAAAAAUAUACUGCCUCUGGGUCAUAAUAUGGCAUGCAUAAAGAUCUAUGUAUACUUUCUGUGGUAAAGUAUGGGUAGGUCCCGAUGGUGAAAAGUUGUUCUCUGUUGAGCCAAUAUACAUCAGUAUAUAAAUGUAUAUUUAUAUUGUUGUUCUUUACUGACAUCCAGUAAGAAAUCAUGUAUGCUUUUUUUGUAAACUUAAAGGGGUACUCCGCUGCCCCAGCGUUCGGAACAUUUUGUUCCGAACGCUUGGAAUAGGCGGCCGUGGUCGUGACGUCACUGCCACACCCCUCGUGACAUCACGUCACGCCCCCUUAAUGCAAGUCUAUGGGAGGCAUGGCGUGACGGUGACUUCACGACCCCUGCUGCCCACUCCAAGCGUUCGAAACGAAUGUGGGUACUGCACAGAGAUCGCGGGGGUCCCGCGAUCUAGGGACGAGUACCCCUUUAAGUAGCAUCCAUUGAAGACAUCUAUCAGUUAGGUGUCUGAAAAUCUCCUUCCAAUGUAUA
Hyla sarda is the source of this 4489-nucleotide messenger RNA. It is a transcript of the gene NAA30, whose product is annotated as N-alpha-acetyltransferase 30, NatC catalytic subunit. Gene Ontology annotation, molecular function: protein-N-terminal amino-acid acetyltransferase activity. Gene Ontology annotation, biological process: N-terminal peptidyl-methionine acetylation. The transcript has 5 exons. NCBI's taxonomy places the organism in Eukaryota, Metazoa, Chordata, Amphibia, Anura, Hylidae. The coding region runs from base 206 to 1009 and encodes 267 amino acids. The record is from RefSeq and is a predicted model, not a curated record. Gene Ontology annotation, cellular component: NatC complex.